Exaiptasia diaphana is the source of this 1332-nucleotide messenger RNA. RefSeq lists its product as uncharacterized. The transcript is spliced from 7 exons. The record is from RefSeq and is a predicted model, not a curated record. The coding region runs from base 200 to 886 and encodes 228 amino acids. Lineage: Eukaryota; Metazoa; Cnidaria; Anthozoa; Actiniaria; Aiptasiidae.
CUUGUUGAACCACAAGUGUCCCUUACGGAGUCACAAACACACUUCGUAAACUUGACUUUUUAUUUCGCGAUAAAACGGUAUAUUUCUUCGCAAAUUCUUUAAAUAACGUCCCUGAAAUGCCGAUGUUAUAAUUGCUGAACAAAAUACUGGAAAAACCGCRAUAGAAACAGAAGGUUUCGCUGUUUAAAGACGUUUUACAAUGAGGCAGUUCACACAAGAGCAAGAGCAAGACGAUUUGGUUAAAAGUACAGUGAAGAAUCCACCAUGGGGCACUGAACCUGUAACUCCCAGCACUGCAUCAGGCAUCAGGAAAAAAGCUUUCCCAUGGACUACUUAUACAAGAGACUACGUCGGAGCACCGGGAUCUGUUGCUGCUCCUCAGAGGAUGAAAACUGCCGAACAUCUGCCAACUGGAUGGCCAUUUGAGCGUUCACACUACGCAGGAACAUUUAGAACACCACAAGCUCAAUACAGUCGACACAGUGUUCCCACACCAGUGUCUGUACAUCGACGAAAUAACCCACAUCCUAGACUUAGUGAYCCUUGGCAAUAUCCUAAUAAGACAUAUCUUGUAUGGAAGAAUAAUCUUGCAGCCGAGGAACCACCUCGUCAAGUCCAGUCAGCACCGAUUAAUAUUCUCCAAGCAAAUAAACAUCGAUGGUUUAGUACAACUUAUAAAUCGACAUUCGAUGGAAAACCACUUGACCUUCAAAGUAAAAAACCGAUUAACCCUUGGAAACCUGAAAGAUUUCGACCAAAUUCAAAAGCUCAGACUCCAGCUCUACAUUGGCAAACCACCACUACACAUGACUUUAAGGGAGGAUAUGGCAGACCAUCAACAACUGAAAGGCCCUAUGAUAUGUCUUGGAGUAACUUGAGCAUGUAAAGACAUUAAAGAAACAUCCAAGAACCAAAUCAACAAAGAAAGUCAGUUUGGGGACAGGACAACACAUUGGUUUAGACGGUUUUAUUAAAGAGCGCGACAAGGUUUACUGGAAGACACUUAAAAAGAUAUACAAUACCAGUCAUAUUGACGAGUAUARCUCAACUAGAGCUCGGUUUAAACCUUUAAUUUCACAUAUGCAGGCGUUUAAUUGUUAACUUGAGCUCUAUUUUUAUUAGUACACACUAGUUAGAGAUUAAAACUACUUAUUCUACUUAGACGUCGUACUUCAUAUGUGUGCAGGUCCUGCCUGGCCUAAGUCGUGUUAGAAUGUGUAAAGUUUAGAGUAACAUUUUUGUACUAUUUAAAUUUUUAUAAUAGUAACUGUUUUGUAAAAUAUAAUUACUUUUAUAGAUGCCAAAUAAAGUUUCACAAAAAUAGAAACACCA